CCUUCGUCCCCUCCGGCUCAUUUCUCCUCUUUCUACCUAUCUCUAUAAGUUCAAGAUGCUCCUUUACGAAGAUAUUCUCACUGGCGAUGAGAUGUUCUCCGAUGCCUUCCCUGUCAAGGAGGUUGACGGUGUCGCCUACGAAGUUGACUGUGUUAUGGUCUCUGUCAAGGCUGGUGCUGAUGUCGACAUCGGUGCCAACCCGUCAGCUGAGGAGAACGAAGACGGCCCCCUUGAGGAGGGUGCCCAGACCGUCAACAACGUUGUACACUCCUUCCGUCUUCAGGCGACCACAUUUGACAAGAAGUCCUACCUUGCCUAUCUCAAAGGCUACAUGAAGGCGGUCAAGGCGAAGCUCCAGGAGACCAAACCCGAACAGGUUGCGGAGUUCGAGCAGGCUGCACAGAACUUUGCGAAGAAGAUCGUCGGCGAUUUCAAGAACUUUGAAUUCUUCACUGGCGAGAGCAUGAACCCCGACGGUAUGGUCGCCCUCCUCAACUACCGUGCGGACGGUGUUACCCCUUACUUCACCUUCUGGAAACACGGUCUCAAGCAGGUCAAAUUGUAAUUGUAUCGCUUCAGAUGUAUUCUUUCGUUUUUGGUGAAUUGCUAUCGUAGUGUGGGAUAGCAGUACUAGUGUACUUCCCAGCGCAUUGUACCAAGACUGGCCAGCAUACUUACUACGCAACCUAUGGUGCAUUCUCGCGAGGCCGAAGAGAAUUUGAUUUGUUAUAAGGAGCUAUAUAUACGCGUACAUCGCUGGGCCUUGCCCAUUCGUGGAUACCGCACCUUCUUCCCGUUACACGCAGCGUUCUCUGUGAGUCGAUGGAUAGAAGCUACUACUGUCAUUCCCGAUGCAGACUGCUGGAAUUGAGGAAAGUUGGCUCACGCCACGGCUGCACGCUUUGCGAGAAGUGGAGCACACCUCUCCGCCAGGUCUUCGGCAGGGCUUCCACGACAUGCCUCUGCUCAGCAACCGGCAGGCAUGGGCGAAAAGGUCCCUGAACUCGACGCUCUGCAGGUGUCCGUCCACUCGCUCUGCGAGGAUGUUAUCGAGAGCAGACCAGUUCGUCGGUAUGGGCACUUCAGCGGUGGGACGCCUCUCCGGUAGGUGAUCGCGGUACUGGUCGUAGAGGGGACCUGCCGAGAGGUAAUGAAGUGUGAAACAGAGAUUCCGUACAGUCGAAGGAAGGGUUGGGAGCAUGUGGGUGAGAUAAUUGUACACAGGUUCGUAGAAGCCUGCCCGCGUAAACAAGCCGACGAGCUCGGGCUGCGAAGGCUGGAUGACGUCG
This is a messenger RNA of Phanerochaete carnosa HHB-10118-sp, 1289 nucleotides long. RefSeq lists its product as uncharacterized. The transcript has 5 exons. Gene Ontology annotation, molecular function: calcium ion binding. Lineage: Eukaryota; Fungi; Basidiomycota; Agaricomycetes; Polyporales; Phanerochaetaceae. Bases 56 to 565 code for a protein of 169 amino acids. The record is from RefSeq and is a predicted model, not a curated record. Gene Ontology annotation, cellular component: cytoplasm.